Fomitiporia mediterranea MF3/22 is the source of this 611-nucleotide messenger RNA. RefSeq names its product signal peptidase. The record is from RefSeq and is a predicted model, not a curated record. The coding region runs from base 25 to 561 and encodes 178 amino acids. Lineage: Eukaryota; Fungi; Basidiomycota; Agaricomycetes; Hymenochaetales; Hymenochaetaceae. Gene Ontology annotation, biological process: protein targeting to ER. Gene Ontology annotation, cellular component: membrane; signal peptidase complex. The transcript is spliced from 3 exons.
AUUUCAGCGACAACGAGCGACAAAAUGCAUAGUAUCUACCAACGAUUCAGCAACAUCUCAGCUCUGCUGUCGACAUGUAUGCUCGCCCUCUUCGGUGCUAUCUCCAUCUCGUCCCUACUCUUCACUGCUGACCCGAAGGGCACGCUCUCUAUUUCGAGCAUCAAUGUCCAUCCUGGGAGGAACAACCAUUUCCAUCAACGGAAUCAUGAGUUCAGUUUCGUUAGAUUUAACGUGUCUGCAGACUUGACACCUCUCUUCAACUGGAAUACAAAGCAGCUCUUCCUCUAUAUUGGCGCUGAAUUCACGAGUGCAGAUGGAACGCAGAACGAAGUGGUUAUCUGGGAUCGAAUCGUGCGUCGUAAAGAAGACGCCGUAAUCAACGUCUCGAGCAAGUCGAAAUAUGUGUUACGUGACAUGGCGAGGACGUUCGAGAAAGUAUCACCAGCAAACUAUACUCUGAAGUAUAACGUGAUGCCGUAUAUCGGGUUGCUAACGUAUGGAGAGGCAGCACGGACGAAUGAACCUAUCGCUUUCCCCGCUGCGCAAAAACGAGUUACAUGAUUGUACAAUAUACCCGUAAUUAGAGGUUUAUGAUCUUCCUCUGGGAUUUC